This is a messenger RNA of Neospora caninum, 2004 nucleotides long. RefSeq lists its product as hypothetical. Gene Ontology annotation, molecular function: protein binding; intraciliary transport particle B binding. Gene Ontology annotation, cellular component: ciliary base; ciliary basal body; intraciliary transport particle B. Bases 1 to 2004 code for a protein of 667 amino acids. The transcript has 6 exons. The record is from RefSeq and is a predicted model, not a curated record. Lineage: Eukaryota; Apicomplexa; Conoidasida; Eucoccidiorida; Sarcocystidae. Gene Ontology annotation, biological process: intraciliary anterograde transport; intraciliary transport involved in cilium assembly.
AUGAUCAGGCCAGGAACCGCUCUUCGGUGGCAAAAGCCCACUGUGCGGCCCGAAGCCUUCUCCGUCCCCUCCGAAACGCCUUGGGAACGGAAGCGAGCGGCUCGGCAACUGCCGCCUCUGCAAGAUUUUCUUCGAAAGCGAGACUACCUCGGAGCAAUUACACUGCUCCAGUACGAGCGAGAACAGGGAAUAAAGCGACCAGAGCUGCGGCUUUGGUUUGCCUACUGCUACUUCCACGCCGGGUUGUAUCCGAAGGCGAUCCAGUGUUUAGACCGGCUUCUCCAGAGGGGAAAACGGUGCCCAGAAAACGCACAGAAUCCCUGCGAGCGAGAAUCAGCGAAGCCGAAAGAAGACGCUGCGAACCGUCGAGAAGCGCCGGUCUCUGACAACCCAAGCGUUGGGGUCGAACGCCUAGUCUCUGGAGCUGCUGAGCCCGUGCCAGCGAAGAGCGACAGCGAGAAGCGAGGCAUCAACGACCUAGACAGUAAUGUGCCACGGGGCACAGUGUCAGCAUGCGAUGAUGGAGAGGGCACCGAAGAUGAGCAGACUGAUGACGCUGCUGACACCCCUGAGAGGACCAGCAUGCUCCACCUGUACAAAGCUAUCUGCCUAUAUGCUAUGUAUAUGUUCGAGGCGGCGAAGCAGGAAGCCUUGCUUGCGCAGAACACAAAGACGAGGCGUCGCCUGCUUGCUUGUAUCGCACACCACGAGAAAGACGAGGGCUUAGACGAAAUGCUGGAGGAAUUAGAUGAAGAAGAUUUCCAUGACCAAAUGACCACUGCUGCAGUGGAAUACAUGCGGGGGCGCACAGACGUCGCGUGCGACAUUUAUCGACGGUGGCUCUCUCACCACUGCGAAUACCACGCCUUGAAAAUUUACUACGCAAUGGCUGCUUUCAAAGGGGAAAUGUUCGAAAUAGCCCGUGGUCUCGUAAAGGAAUAUCAAGCAUGCCACAGCACUUCCCUCGUCGCCUCUAAUCUCUUUGCUUGCUGCCUCUACGAAGAAGACGCAGACGCCAGCGCACUAAAAAUUUAUCACUUGUUAGGAGAGGAGGCAGGCAGAGAAGAGACUUUCUUCAUCCAGCACAACGACAUCCUUCGACAUAACGCGUGCGUGUUCGAGAACGGUGCACGGGGUCUCCAAGUCUGGGGCCCUCUGAUCAACAUUCUUCCUGAAGCAAGACUGAACCUCACUCUUCUUCAUAUUCGCAACGGUGAUUACUCCUCAGCUUUCGAUCUCAUGCGCGACUACGAGCCGACCACUACGACUGAUUUUACCAUUCGAGCUCUUGCAUUCAUGCUCUUUGGGCAAACUCAAGAUUCGGAAAAGCAUCUAAGUGAAGCGGAAAAAAUGUUCCGGACCGUCGGCAGUGCUGAUUUAGAGGUUGAAUCACUUCCAGGUAUGCAGAGUAUGUUCUACUACUACUUUCUCCGGGGAGACUACGAUGCAGCACUCGACUACGCCAGCAGACUGGAGCCGUACUUCAGCAGCGAGCCUUCAUAUCAGUGGAACAAAGCCCUGGCUUUGGGGCAAGAAGGACGCUAUGAAGAAGCAAAAGAGCUGCUUUUGAGGAUUGACGACGAAGAGUACGUGUGGCAACUGAGAUAUGUCAAAGAUCCUCUUUUUUUACGCUGGUUAUGCCGAGUUUACGUUGCAACUGGAGAUUGCGCUCAUGCCUUACAUCUCUGUCUUCAACAAAGCGAUAGCUCUCAGUUCCACACGCUUCUCAAAGAAGUGGCCGAUGACUGCUAUGCAAUUGGGGACUUCUACUUUGCCCUUAAGGCAUUUAGCCUCCUGGAUACGGCAGAUGGAAACCCCCUACUUUGGCCUGCUCUCAGAGGCUCAGCUGCCGGGUUUCUUCUGAAGCUCAGCGCCGGGGACGAGGACAUCACAAGACUGCAGGAAGUUGUGUCCUUGGUACGGGAAUGCUCUGCUCCAAAGGUGGCGAAGAUCGCAGUCGCUCUAAGGGAACUCGGUCGCCAGAGGGGGGUCCUCAUUGACUAG